CAGCGCACAGGGGGCGAAGCUAAACUGACAGGCGUUCCCAGCUACCCGAGUAGCUGUAAGUGGCAGCCAAACUGUAGACAUGUGUGGAAUCUUUGCUUAUCUCAACUACCAUGUGCCGAGGAGUCGGCGUGAGAUCCUUGAGAUCCUCCUCAAAGGUCUGCACCGUCUGGAGUACAGAGGCUACGACUCAGCUGGUGUGGGAAUCGAUGGUGGCAAUGGAAAAGACUGGGAGUCAAAUGCCAAGAGCAUCCAACUGAUCAAGCAACGUGGAAAAGUGAAGGCUCUUGAUGAGGAGAUUAACAAGCAGCAGGAUAUUGACCUGGAUGUGGAGUUUGAUGUUCACGUCGGCAUUGCUCACACCCGCUGGGCCACCCACGGUGUACCAAGCCCAGUUAACAGCCAUCCACAUAGAUCUGACAAAACCAAUGAGUUCAUUGUCAUUCACAAUGGAAUUAUCACCAACUACAAAGACCUGAGGAAAUUCUUGGAAAGCAAAGGCUACGAGUUUGAGUCAGAGACUGACACAGAGAGCAUCGCCAAGCUGGUGAAGUACAUGUUUGACAACCGAGAGAGUGAUGACCUCAGUUUUGCUACACUGGUGGAAAGAGUGACCCAGCAGCUUGAGGGAGCUUUUGCUCUGGUCUUCAAGAGCGUGCACUACCCUGGAGAGGCAGUUGGCACAAGGAGGGGAAGUCCCUUGCUGAUGGGAGUGAGGAGUGAUCACAAGCUGUCCUCAGAUCAUAUUCCUGUGGUCUACCGCUCCACAGCUAAAGACAAGAAGAGCUGCUCUGCCCUACCCCGUACGGACCAGGACACCUGCUUGUUCCCUGUGGACGAGAAAGCGGUGGAGUACUACUUUGCCUCUGAUGCAAGCGCAGUGAUCGAGCACACAAACCGGGUGAUUUUCCUGGAGGACGACGAUGUGGCUGCAGUGGUGGAGGGCCGGCUGUCCAUCCACAGGAUAAAGCGUAGAGCCGGAGACUAUCCAGCCCGUGCCAUCCAGACCCUGCAGAUGGAGCUACAGCAAAUCAUGAAAGGCAACUACAGCUCCUUCAUGCAGAAGGAGAUCUUUGAGCAGCCAGAGUCUGUGGUCAAUACCAUGAGGGGAAGAAUCAACUUCGACGAUAACACAGUGACACUGGGUGGACUGAAGGACCACAUAAAAGAGAUCCAGAGGUGUAGGAGACUUAUCCUUAUUGCUUGUGGCACCAGCUACCAUGCCGGCGUGGCGACCCGCCAGGUCCUGGAGGAGCUAACAGAGCUGCCUGUCAUGGUGGAGCUGGCCAGUGACUUCCUGGACAGGAACACUCCUGUCUUCCGAGACGACGUCUGCUUCUUCAUCAGCCAGUCAGGGGAGACUGCAGACAGCCUCAUGGCCCUGCGCUACUGUAAGGAGAGAGGAGCUCUGACUGUGGGCGUCACCAACACGGUGGGCAGCUCCAUCUCCAGGGAGACUGACUGCGGAGUCCACAUCAACGCUGGGCCUGAGAUCGGAGUCGCCAGCACCAAGGCCUACACCAGCCAGUUUGUGGCUCUGAUCAUGUUUGCACUCCUGAUGUGCGAUGACAGGAUUUCCAUGCAGCCCAGACGCCGAGAGAUAAUCCAGGGCCUGAGAGUGCUUCCAGAUCUGAUUAAGGAGGUUCUUAGUUUGGAUGACGAGAUCCAGAAGUUGGCAACAGAGCUGUACCAGCAGAAGAGCGUACUGAUCAUGGGCAGAGGUUAUCAUUAUGCUACCUGCCUGGAAGGAGCACUGAAAAUCAAGGAAAUCACGUACAUGCAUUCAGAGGGCAUCCUGGCUGGAGAGCUGAAGCACGGUCCCCUGGCUCUGGUGGAUAAACUCAUGCCGGUCAUUAUGAUCAUCAUGAGGGACCACACCUAUGUCAAAUGUCAGAACGCCCUGCAGCAAAUUGUUGCCCGCCAGGGCCGCCCCAUCGUGAUCUGCGACAAAGACGAUUACGAGACCGCCAAGAACUCUAGCCGCACCAUCAAAGUGCCUCACUGCGUAGACUGCCUGCAGGGCAUCCUGAGCGUCAUCCCGCUGCAGCUGCUGUCCUUCCACCUGGCUGUUCUCCGAGGUUACGACGUGGACUGUCCCAGAAACCUGGCCAAGUCCGUGACCGUAGAGUGAACCACCCCAUUCAUCACAUAACGAAAGCCUGGCGGACGCACAUUCAAACACGUACAGACGGCAAGGGGCCGUCUCUGUAUAGACACCAAGAGAAAACAACGUCCCGUGUCUCGUGUCAUGGCUCUUUUUAAUGCAAUCUUUUACCCAACAGUUGUGUAUCUCACUGUUGCAUAUUAUCUGUAUCUCACUGUCUAUUUUCCCUGAAACCUUUUGGCAUCUUUGUUGUAUUAUUGUUCGAGAAGCAGUUUUGUCCGUGGUGGCGAGGUCUGGGCUGGCUUGGACAAAUCUUCAUUAGCUCUGGGUUUAUGAAUCUGUAGCAACUGACAGUGAGCGUUUGGAUUUGUUCGCAUUCAUGCUCAACUUGUGAGAAAGCCUUCCAUGUUUACUUGCGUUGAUUAGUCUCACUGGGAGCAUCAUAGAGCUGCUGUUAAAACCGUUGACUGACAGAAGUUGGGUUUUGAAGACCUUGUUGGCUUUCUUUUUUCUUUAGUGCAAUGAUUUGUAGUUUAGUUUGGAUAUUUUUCUUUGGCAGCUAAUCAUUCUAAGUGUCUUUACUCCACAGUUGAAGUAAAUGACCGUCUUAAAUCAUUCCAAGCCACAGGUCAUCGCUUCUUGAUAAUUGCAGCGUUGUUUGCCAGUUUUGACUCAGUUUCUCUCUUGUACUUUCUUCUGAGGAUACACAUUUACUGUAGGAGCAACAUCACAAGUUACAUCACAGAAAAGCUUGCACAUAGCUGUGUUAGAUCUUCUUGGGUACUUUACAAAAGAUUGUUCUUGUAUGUUACAAAACCUUGUGUUUGGGAUUGCAUACUCUGCUCUAGUCAACGUGAAUACUGGGCCGUCCACAACAAGAACGAUAACUGUAAAGAUAACGUUGUGAGCAUCCAAUCUGAUGAACAAUCAGUGGCACUCCAGCUGCCACAAAAUAUAGAUUGAUGAUCUGCUGCUGCUGUAAAAUGUCAGAAAUGGCGACUAAAACAUUUUUAAAGAACUGAAUUAUCAUUUAUUUAUCAUUAUUCUUAAUAAGAAUAUGAGUAAUAAGACUUAUUCGCCGCUGCUGUGCAAGGAGAUAGAUAGCAUCUUUGUGAACACUGUUUUAUCAAACAGGAGUGGGUUUUUUAACCUUAAUGAUGAGACUCUCCACAAAGUCAUCUGCCACAUUGAACCUGACACCCUGUAAAUUAUGUGUUUCUAUCGUUCAUCAGAUCGCUCUGAAAAUGAUCCUAACGGUAUUGUUUAUCACAGCUGUUGUUCCAUUGUGGGCAUCCACUUGAGUAAGAUUGUUUUUAAAUCUAUAAAGUUAUCAGUUUUUGCUGUUGACGGCCCUGAGCCUCUUUACUGAGCCUUCUGAGAUUUUAUUUUGAUACACUGUUUUUUCUUUUACCAUUCUUUAUACAUUAUGCUCUAAUUUAAAGGCUGUUUGUGCACAAAUUAGAGUUUGAUUUCAGGUCUCUUUACAUUUAAACUAUUAACUGAAGUAUAAUGUAAUCUGUUAAACUGAAGUAAUUCAAGUUAGAUGAAGUAGAAGUUGAACCCAGUUGCCAGCCCACACCCUGCCAUCACGACGACUGCAAUAUUGGGACCAUUUGUAGCUUUUCUUUCUCUUUCUUUUGUUAUAUUUAAUUUUCUUCUUUUUUAAAAAGAAAAAAAAGGAAUUUUAUAUUAUUGAAGUUACUCUCUGAUUUGAAAUGUGAAUGUUACUAUCAUUUGAGAUGUCCUGUCAAACCAAAAAUCUCUACAAUGGCUUUGGCAGUUGUAAACCAAAACAUAUAUAUUUUAUAUGUUUAUCCUAUACUGUAGCCAAACAUGUACUGAUGCCGGUAGAUUGUGUGAUGUGAAGAUGCUUUGUGGCUUAAAGAGGACGUUUGCACAGUUUUAUGGCAGUAUAUCGUACUGCAGAUGUUUAUUUAGAUAGGAUGCCAGCUCUGUGAGAUCUCAUAUGUCUUUGUUUCAAAAAGCUGAGGAAAGAUUGACGUACACAUGCAGUGUUGUUGUGAAGACAUAGGAGCUUUUGAGGUUACGUUUAUUUUGAAGUCAUCUUUUAGGUAACAUAAUAUUUAUCUUGCUUUUGCAAUCAAGCCUUAACUCAACUUUUACAUAUUUUGUUUCCCCCAAAACAUUGAGGUUCUCCUGAGCUGGUGGAAGGGUUUUAAAACUGGACGACAUUGUUACAGGUACUUUUGUAACCCACAUUCAUGCUGUAAGCAGAUUUAGAUUUCUUGACUGGAAGCAUUGACGAGGGAGACUGCACUGAAUCCUGGCAACAUCUGUGGAAGCUGUUGGGUUACUGAGGGAGUGGGGCACUGUUUAUAAGUGGAGCCGAUGCAAUAAAGUGUCAGAUACUUCCCUUUUUAAGUGUCCGAGCUCAUUCGAUGAGAAGGUGCAGUUCAGGCUGUGCAUGCUUUUCCAAGUCCUACGUGUGACGAAAUGUAAAAAAAAAUUGAUGCUAAAUGUUGUGCUUGCUCCCAUGUGUCCUCGAUAUUCUUGAAUGUUUGUGAAUGAAUGCACCUUAAAUUGUUUAGGUUUUGUUGCCAAGAUGUCUACCUUCUUUUGAAUAUAACGGGAUUAUAUGGCACACUUGAAAAAUCAUGGCCCAAUUAUGCAAGAAAAUUCACAGACAUUCUUGUGAGUAGUUUCAUUUGGGCACUAUAAUAGAAAUAAAAUGGUUCCUAUAUGAAACUGCUCACAACAAGGUCUGGAAUAUCUGAAGUAAGAAGACAUUGCUGUUGACUUUUUCAAAUUUGUUUUUUAGCUCUUUGAGCAACACAAGUGAAUAAAUUCCAUUAUAUUCAAGAGAAGGCAGACCUCUUUACGGCCACAUUUUAUUCUGGAGUCAACUGUCCCUUUAACAUUAGUAAAUGGACUAUGUUCUGC
Molecule: messenger RNA, 5002 nt
Organism: Centropristis striata (black sea bass)
Lineage: Eukaryota; Metazoa; Chordata; Actinopteri; Perciformes; Serranidae
Gene: gfpt1
Product: glutamine--fructose-6-phosphate transaminase 1
Exons: 19
Coding region: 80-2128 (682 amino acids)
Biological process (GO): carbohydrate derivative biosynthetic process; UDP-N-acetylglucosamine metabolic process; protein N-linked glycosylation
Molecular function (GO): L-glutamine:D-fructose-6-phosphate transaminase (isomerizing) activity; carbohydrate derivative binding
Source: RefSeq, a predicted model, not a curated record